Vicia villosa (hairy vetch) is the source of this 5181-nucleotide messenger RNA. RefSeq lists its product as uncharacterized. Bases 1 to 5181 code for a protein of 1726 amino acids. Gene Ontology annotation, biological process: proteolysis; DNA integration. The transcript is spliced from 2 exons. Gene Ontology annotation, molecular function: aspartic-type endopeptidase activity; nucleic acid binding. NCBI's taxonomy places the organism in Eukaryota, Viridiplantae, Streptophyta, Magnoliopsida, Fabales, Fabaceae. The record is from RefSeq and is a predicted model, not a curated record.
AUGGCUCCUCCCAAACCUCCUAACCCUUCUUCUAAAGAAAUUUUAGAGGAAGCUAUUCAAAUCUCCACACAACACCUCAAUAAUGCAAUGCAAGAGACUCAAGAACAAAUGGACGAACGAUUUGCUCGGAUCUCUUCCGAGCUAUCUACCCUUCAAACACGAUUCGACAAUGAUAAAUCUCUUGAGGAUUCUCGGUUUGAAUCUCUAAUGGCUGCCAUCACCAAAAUCUCUCUUCAAAGAGAAUUACAAAGGGAGUUACAACAAACAGCUGCUGCAACUUCUGCUACUGUUCACGCGUCAGCCAGCCCUAGCGGUACUGUUCACGGAUCUGCUCAUCCCCCUGUUACUGUUCACGGAACAGCCAGCCACUCAGGUAUGGUUGUUAAUCCAUCUUUUAACCCUAGAGUAACAGCCCCUUUCCCUUUUAUUUCCUCCCCAUCAUCCACCCCCAUUCGUAACUCUGCCCAUUUCUCUACCACAAAUCCUCAACCUACACCCAUGAGACAGUAUCAGCCUCAACCUUUCCCUUCCUACCCACCCAUCCCAACUGUUUUAUCAACCACCCAACCCCACACCAUCCCUUUUUCACAUCAGAUUCCUUUUUCCCACAUUCCCCAACAACUUUCUUAUCCAAAUCUUUCCAAUAUUCCUCCCUUACCACCCCCUCGUAGUCCCAAACUUGAACUCCCCAUGUUUGAUGGUUCGGAACCACUUGAUUGGUUAUUUCAAGCGGAGCAAUAUUUUAAUUUUUACAAUUUACCCCCUGAAAAUAGGUUGUCAUUAAUUUCAUUUUAUAUGAAGGGUGAUGCCUUGUCUUGGUUUAAAUGGAUGUACCAAAGUCAUUUAUUAAGUGAUUGGUUCUCUUUCAUCAAAGCCUUGGAAUUACGUUUUGGGCCUUCUACUUUUGAGAACCAUCAGGCUGAAUUAUUCAAAUUAAAACAAGAAGGUUCAGUAGUGGACUAUCAAACCAAAUUUGAGAAACUAGGAAAUCAGGUUGUUGGUUUAUCUCCGGAUGCUAUAUUAAAUUGUUUUAUUUCUGGUUUGACUACGGAGAUUCGCAAUGAAAUGGCCAUUCAUAAACCUACCAGCAUAUCUCAAGCUAUUGGUUUAGCUAAACUGAUAGAAUCUAAAUUGAAAGAGGCAAAAUCAAAGUUCAUUAAACCCUUUACCAAUAACUACCCUAGAGUUGCUGCCCAUCAACCUACCACACAGCCCAAACCACAACCAAAUCCAGCCCCAUCAAGACUACCCAUCAAAAAACUCUCCCAAGCCCAAAUUCAAGAGCGUAGAGCCCAAGGUUUAUGCUUUAAUUGUGAUGAAAAGUUUGUGAUUGGACAUAAAUGCUCCACUAGCAGAUUUUUGAUACUUAUGGCUGAGGAAGAUUCUAUGAUUGAUCCUCUUCUUGAGGAUGGAAAUGUGGAAACAGCAGCAGAACUUAGCUUAGAUGAUACUUAUUUUCACCUAUCAACUCAGGCAGUGACUGGACAAUUUUCCCCCCAGACCCUCAAAUUUAAAGGGUCAAUCAAUGGACUUUCGGUAAUGGUCCUGGUCGACACAGGCAGUACACAUAACAUCAUGCAGCCCAGAAUUGCACAACACUUGAACCUCACUUCAACGCCAAUCACUCAAUUUACUGUCAUGGUGGGCAAUGGUUCUCACUUACACUGCGAGGGAAUUUGCAAUAAUGUUCCACUUGUCCUUCAAAAGACAACCUUCAAAUUACCCUUUUACCUUUUGCCUAUAGAAGGAGCUGAUGUCGUUCUCGGCAUGGCAUGGUUAAGGACUUUGGGUCCUAUACAAGCCGAUUUCUCUAUCCCAUCCUUAACUUUUACCCAUGAGACACACCAUAUCACACUUAAAGGUGAUUCUAACACACACCCUAUCCCUACAACUUUUCACCAGCUCAAACAUCUCAUUCACACUAAUUCACCAAUUGAUGGCCUUCCCCCACCCAGACCCCACGAUCACCACAUUCCUCUUCUCCCAAAUACACCACCCAUAAAUGUUAAGCCAUAUAGAUACCCACACUCACAAAAAACAGCCAUGACAUCAAUUAUCAAGGAUAUGUUGAAAGAGGGAACCAUUAAACCCAGCCACAGCCCUUUUUCCUCCCCUGUUUUACUAGUAAAAAAAAAAGAUGGUUCUUGGAGAUUUUGUGUUGACUAUCGUGCUUUAAACGCAGUGACUAUAAAAGACCGUUUUCCCAUCCCAACUAUUGAUGAACUUCUUGAUGAGUUAGGCAAUGCCAAAUUUUUUUCCAAGUUAGACUUACGCUCUGGCUACCACCAGAUCCGUGUUGCAUCGGAGGACACGCAUAAGACUGCUUUUCGGACUUUCGACGGUCAUUACGAGUUUCUCGUAAUGCCCUUUGGGCUCACUAACGCCCCUUCCACGUUUCAAUCAGCUAUGAACGAUUUACUCAGACCUUACCUACGUAAAUUUGUUUUAGUGUUCUUUGACGACAUUUUAAUUUACAGUGUUAAUUUCAGUGAUCAUCUACAUCAUUUGCAGGUUGUUUUUGACUUGUUACAGUCACAUACUUUUGUUGUCAAAUUACCCAAGUGUGUUUUUGCAGUUAAUCAAGUUCAUUAUCUAGGCCAUGUUAUUUCGGUGGGAGGUGUUGCUCUAGAUCCAGAAAAGGUGCAGGCAAUGUUGGAUUGGCCUACACCUCGUUCUCUCACGUCUCUCCGGGGUUUUUUAGGCCUCACCGGUUUCUAUCGUCGAUUUGUCAAGAACUACGCCACACUCGCCGCUCCCCUCACCGAUUUGCUACGUUCCACUAAAUUUAUAUGGAGUACAGAGGCGGCCGAAGCCUUUACAGAGUUACAGAAGAAGAUGACCGACAUGCCGGUCCUGGCGUUACCAGACUUUACAAAAAAAUUCAUUAUUGAGACAGAUGCUUCUGGAGUUGCUAUCGGUGCAGUGCUUUCCCAAGAUGGUCAUCCCAUUGCUUUCUUCAGCAGGAAAAUGUGUCCUCGCAUGCAAGCGGCAUCCGUUUAUGUGCGUGAAAUGUUUGCUGUGACAGAAGCAGUAAAGAAGUGGCGUCAAUACCUCAUAGGACAACAAUUCCAUAUUUACACAGAUCAAAAGAGUUUAAGAAAUCUGUUGCUUCAAAGGAUUCAAACACCCGAGCAACAGAAGUGGGCAUCCAAAUUACAAGGCUUUAAUUUUGAAAUCUUUUACAAACCUGGCAAAUCGAAUUUAGUAGCUGAUGCUUUGAGCAGAAAAUUUCACUCGGAUGAUUCAUUGUUGCUGAGUCUGUCUUCCCCAAUCCCAGAUUUCAUCAACACACUUCGGCAGUUCUACAUGACGGACAGAGCAGGUCAAGCAUUAGUAUCAACUUUAACAGAUGAGAAAGAAGUUCACAGAUUUUACAAGUUCUCUAACGGUUUACUAUAUUACAAAGAUAAACUUUUCAUACCUGACAUAGCUCAACUGCGCCUUAGCAUUCUCAAGGAGUAUCAUAACACACCGACAGCAGGGCAUUCUGGAGUUAAGGCAACCCUGGCUCGCAUCUCCGCAGCGUUCUCAUGGCCAGGCAUCUCAACGGACGUGAAACACCUCGUAAAGUAUUGCACCAAUUGUCAGCAUAACAAAUAUCAGACUCAGAAAAAAAUAGGGUUGCUACAACCACUCCCAGUACCUAAGCAAGUCUGGGAAGAACUCACAAUGGAUUUUAUAACUCACUUACCCAAUUCGUUUGGUCACACAGUUAUCUGGGUCAUCUGUGAUCGUCUUACAAAGUUUUCUCACUUCCUUGCUCUCCCCACCAAGUUUACAGCCAAAGAUCUUGCGAUGCGGUUCUCGGUUGAAGUAGCACGACUUCAUGGAACUCCAAAAUCUAUCAUCUCAGACCGUGAUCCUUUGUUCCUCAGCAACUUCUGGCGAGAGUUUUUCAAAAUCCAAGGAACUACCCUGAAAUAUAGCACAGCAUAUCACCCCGAGACCGAUGGUCAAACAGAAGUAGUGAACAGAUCUGUGGGUACUUACCUUCGGUGUUUUACGAGUGAACAACCCCGCAAAUGGUAUAAGUUUCUCCACCUUGCUGAGUACUGGUUCAACACGUCCUUUCACUCGGCUAUCCAGAUGACGCCCUUCAAAGCCUUGUAUGGUCGGGAUCCGCCAAACAUUCCAGAUUAUUUGUGUGACAUAGUGACCGACACCUCCUUGAGGGAUUCUCUGCAAGAACGUAACACCAUCGUGACACAGUUAAAAGCGAACAUACAGAAAAGCCAGGUUCAAAUGGAAAAGCAAGCCAACUUGAAAAGGAGAGAUUUCACCUUUCAUCCGGGUGACUUGGUGUUGUUACGUUUACAUCCCUACAGACAGCAAACUGUUAGUCGGAGGAACUCACAAAAACUCGCAAAGCGUUUUUAUGGACCAUACCAAAUCAUAAAAAAAGUGGGUGAAGUUGCUUACAUGUUAGAUCUUCCCUCGUCCUCAAGAAUCCAUCCAGUUGUGCAUGUUUCUCUGCUUCGGCCAUAUUUUAGUGAAGGUGGAAAUCAAGAGUUUCGGCCAUUGCCUUUUGAUAUGGAUCUACGUUGCUUGAAUGAAGAAGAAGAAAAUAGUUUACAGACACAAAGAGAGAGAGAACUGAAGGGUUUGGAAGUUUUAGGUGCAAAUGAAACUACUUCAUCUAAGUACACAGAUAGCACUAAUAAGACUUUAAGUGAUAAGUUUAUUCUUCCCAACAACUCUGCCUCUUCACGUGCUAAAGGAGGUUCAGAAAUUGUGAGUUCCAACAUAAGCACAGCUGGCGCCGCACCUACUGCACCUCUCCACACAACACGUGUCCAGGGGCCCCAGGUUUUUAAGACGUUUCACCCACCCCAACACGCAAAACGUUCACGUGAUUUAGAGUCUGUUGUUGACUCUACCUUGCUGCCAGCCUCACACGCCGAAUAUCCAGCUGUUCUCCACUCUCCUUCACGAAACCCCAUUUCUUCCUUCUCCCAAGGCUUCACGCGGUCCCACUUUUCCCCAACGGUCUCAAAUCUGAAGGAUCCUGUUUCUCCUUCCUCCAUUCAGUCCAGCCCAUGCGGCCCAAUUCCUAAGUUGGCUACAGAUCAACUCACUAUGAACCUUGAGGACAAGGUUCUUUUGGACCCAUUGAGUAUUGUUAGGAAACGGCCCAUUAGGAACAAGAAGCCCUCAGUUUUACUUAAAGACUUUUAUUGUUAA